Molecule: messenger RNA, 953 nt
Organism: Paramormyrops kingsleyae
Lineage: Eukaryota; Metazoa; Chordata; Actinopteri; Osteoglossiformes; Mormyridae
Source: RefSeq, a predicted model, not a curated record
GCUGAAAGCGAAAAUUCAUAACUGCAGCUUAAGCACUGGGCGGGCCUGCUGCGCGCGGACUGUCCGCCUGUGAGUGCUUUGGGACGGGAGAGGAGCCCACGGCAGCCCCCGUCGCUCCGUGAGAAAAGACACUCGCAAUGGAGUCUCUGACAGCCGCAAACACCCGCUUCUCGCUGGAUCUCUUUACGAAGAUUAGUAGCGGUAACAAGGACAAUGUCAUCUUUUCACCAUUCAGCCUUUCCUCCGCCCUGGCCAUGGUGUACUUGGGGGCUCGGGGUGACACGGCCGCUCAGAUGGCGCAGACUCUGCAUUUUCACAAAGCUGAGGAAGAUGUUCACGUUGGAUUCAGCCAGCUGUUGUCCUUGCUUAACAAACCUGGGGCCCCAUAUUCACUGAGCAUUGCCAACCGCUUGUUUGGAGACGAGUCUUAUCAGUUUGUUGAGAAAUUCCUUACUGACAGUAAUAGACACUACAAGGGUGAACUGGAGCCUGUUAACUUCCGAUCAGACGCCGAGGCAGCCAGGGUGAACAUUAACACCUGGGUGGAGAAGCAGACAAACGAAAAAAUCAAGAACUUGCUGACUCCAGGGAUGCUUGACCCCUCGACUAGACUUGUGCUGGUAAAUGCCAUCUAUUUCAAGGGUAACUGGCAGAGAAGAUUUGAUCCUGCAAAAACAAGGGAAAUGCCCUUUAAAAUAAACAAGUUUUUGCUCUGGAAGAAGAGUGUGCCAGUGAUGAUGAUGUGCCAAAAAGACGGCUUUGGUUUAUCUGACAUUCCAGAGGCCAAGUGUAAGGUUCUGGAGAUGCCCUAUGUGGAUAAUGAGCUCAGCAUGCUCAGCAUGCUCAUCAUGCUACCAAAUGAGGUCAAUGGGCUGGAGGAGGUAGGUCUGAAUGACAGAAGUUGCUAUGAAAAAGUGUCGACCUCUAAAUCAGAGUAGGGGUCUCUUGGCAUU